This is a messenger RNA of Ophidiomyces ophidiicola, 2730 nucleotides long. RefSeq lists its product as uncharacterized. Lineage: Eukaryota; Fungi; Ascomycota; Eurotiomycetes; Onygenales; Onygenaceae. The transcript has 4 exons. The record is from RefSeq and is a predicted model, not a curated record. Bases 1 to 2730 code for a protein of 909 amino acids.
AUGACGGCUAACCCGUAUGAUUUCCUUUCUCCAGGUCAGAGCUCCCUGCCAGAGAGCUGUCCCGUGUGUGCCCAUGUGCCACUCGCCGCCGAUUUGUGUAAACCUAAUAAGGCUUUACGAACAACGCUGAAAGCCUUUCUCCGGACCGAGGAGAAGAAGCGGGAAAAAGAUCGUCCAGCUGCCGCCUCAGCUACUGAGACCGCUGCUUCGCCUACUUCUGUCCUUGAUGGCCCGUAUCAAAGUGGAACCGGUGAACCUGUGCCUCAAGACCCACAAGGACCGACCGGUGCUCCCGCAAACGUAGCUCCCAACCUCGAAACAACACCGCCAUUUCCCGAUACCAAUCGCUCGUCUAAUGCAGAUGCUAUUGCUGCCGAUACCGAUACUCUCCCGGGCACAAAUCAGUGUCUAGACAUGCCUGUCGAGCUAGCUGACGCUUCCCUGGAUAAUAAACCAACAUCAUUUCAAGUAUCUGCUAUAGCUACUGUAAAUCAGUGCUCUAACCCCGAAAACGACGAGAAUACCGCCCGGGAACCACUGCAAACCAGCCAAACGGAAGACAAUGGCAUUGGAAUGGGGAUGAGCGAUCCUCAGGGAUACCAGUCGAUGGGAUGGCAAGGUGCGCCCAUGAAUUUUAAUCAAAUGGUGCCAUCAUUCAUACCCAAUGCUAUGCACGCUGGGAGUAUGGUUCCAUUUCCAAACGCGAUGAGUGCUGCUGGCAUGCCUGGAAUGGGAAUCGAUCCGGUGGCUGCUUCUCAGGGAAUGUUUGCGGACUACGGAAUGAAUAUGAAUGGCAUGGGAGAUAUGAGCAUGGGAAUGAUGUUCAAUACAAGUCAGGCAAUGUAUGGAACCUGGGAUAUUCAAAACAAUUUGUGGAAUGGAGGCCCAGAUAAAUUCAAUGCAAAUGCAUUCGCUCACGACUUUGGCCCUUCUUCUGGUUAUGUUGGGUAUAAUAUGUCACAACUACAGGGAGGCCAUCCCCACAUGAAUCAGCAACAGAAAUACCCUAGCAAUGAUUUUAAUGGAUCAUAUGGCCCGUAUAGCCGGGGUGUCGGUCGUGGACGACCCUUUGUUGCCGGUGGGCGAGGUCGCGGUACCUACCCAUCCAGUAUGCCUGAUUCCUAUCAUUUUUCUAACCCAGCAUUUCAAAAUAACUUCGGAGGCCAUCCGCAGGACAGUAAGGGUGUUACUGCACCAUCGGACACAGUGGGACCAGCAGAUAAUUCUCAGAGCAAAUUUGAGGAUGAGCUCUGCCCUGGCGGCCAAGAUGAUACUCCCGAUCUUGCACCGUCAACGUCUGAAACUGCCGACCCCUCCCCAGAGACGGCAGCUCCUAAUGUGAAGACAGGCUCGGACAAUGCUAACCCUCUUUCUUCUGGAAUAUCUGCUAUUACGCAAAUAGUCACAGAAAAGGCUUCUCCAGAUGCACCAGAAACUAAAGCCAACCAUCCCCCGAAUAACAGUAUUCCCGUUAUAAGUGAGAGCGUCCACUUGAACUACAGCCAGAAUUCUUCCACUCACGGUGUACCGAGUUUUCCAGCAAUGCAGGCUCCAGGAAACGAAAAACAGGCCUUUCAAGGAGAGUCCCGAGGACUAGGAGUUGCGGGCGCCCCGGCUGCACCACGAGCAAUGAGAGAGGGGCUGCCAAAUACUAGUAUGCGUAAUGCUAGAGGAUUUUCGAUUUUAGGACGUGCUAGUAACGUAGUUUCAGCACUAGGAAGCGUAGAUAAACAGAGCAUCGCGACGUCCAAGGGCGGCAACGAAGAGACAUCGAGCCGACGGCAGAGGUCCCGUUCGAGAUCAGCAUCGCCAUCCCGAGGCCGGCGUUCUCACAGACACCGAAGCCGAUCGCGUCCGCGUAGCCAUUCACGGUCUCGAUCUGCGGACAAAGCCGACGGCAGAAGCUAUCGGCGUCGACAGAGCAAGAGGCGUUAUACAGACACGAACCGGGAACGAGACGUAAGUGAUUAUUCGAGGUCUCCUUCGGUCUACAAUUCACAUCGAACAUCCCGUCGCAGCCGCCGUGAGAAAGAUCGACGAGCAGAGGAUAAAGGGGCGAGCUCACGUCGACAUCGAAGCCCUGGACGAAGAGAAGCUGUCGAGGAGUCCAGUUUGAAAGCUUCCUCUAAAAUCGCGCAAGCUAUGGAUGACAGCGAGAGCCGUCGGUCGGCGCGGACGAAAGACAUAGACGAUAGGCACCGUCGACGUGAACGGGACCGGGAGCGGGAUCGCGAAAAGCAUCGAGACCGAGAAAAAGAGAGGGAUCGGGAGAAGGAAAGGGACAAGGAUAGGGGCCGCGACAGGGAUCGUGGACAAAAACGUCGACGAGAGAGAUCGGAGUCGCAUUCGGACAGUGAAUACUCGCGCCGGCACGCGCGGCGAACUCGGCACGACGCUAAUGCUGAACAGCAGUUGGUGGGUAGCGAGAGCAAAAAAGCGGCGGAUAGGUCCCGUUCCAAUGGCACGUCCACGGUCCCUGCUUCCGAGCAGAAAGACCCCCAUACGCUAGAGCGCGAAGCUAGGAACCGCGAACGACUGCUUAAGGAGCAACAACGGCGAGACGCGAUGAAUGCGGACCGCGACAGCAGAGGCACGCGCCGCCGGGACAACAAACUUGACAGGCCUAUGGCUGGGUCAAGGCGCUUAAGUUACAAGUACGAGGAUGAAGCAAGUGACCAGGUGAGGGCCGCGCAGGUGGAAGAGGAGCGAGAAGCUGCGCGAUGGGAAUAG